Molecule: messenger RNA, 4977 nt
Organism: Vidua macroura (Pin-tailed whydah)
Lineage: Eukaryota; Metazoa; Chordata; Aves; Passeriformes; Viduidae
Gene: NOS1
Product: nitric oxide synthase 1
Biological process (GO): nitric oxide biosynthetic process
Molecular function (GO): FMN binding; nitric-oxide synthase activity; calmodulin binding
Source: RefSeq, a predicted model, not a curated record
AUGGAAGAGAAUGUGUUCAGCGUGCAGCAGAUCCAGCCCAACGUCAUCUCGGUGAGGCUCUUCAAGCGCAAGGUGGGCGGCCUCGGCUUCCUGGUGAAGGAGCGCGUCAGCAAACCGCCCGUCAUCAUCUCGGACCUGAUCCGGGGCGGGGCCGCCGAGCAGAGUGGCCUCAUCCAGGCUGGGGACAUCAUUCUAGCCGUCAAUGGCAGGCCCCUGGUGGACAUGAGCUAUGAGACGGCGCUGGAGAUCCUGAGAAGCAUCGCCUCCGAGACCUACGUGGUCCUCAUCCUGCGCGGCCCCGAGGGCUUCACCACUCACCUGGAGACCACUUUUACGGGCGACGGGACGCCCAAAACCGUCCGUGUCACCAGACCCCUGUGCCCGGCUCCGAAGGCGGUUGACUUGUCCAACCCAAGCGUUCCCGGCAAAGAGCAGCCACUGCCAGCAGCCAUGGGAUCGCUGUGGACCAGGGAAAUGGGGAAGGAGGUGCAGCCCAUGGUCCACGUUAACGGCGUCGUUCCCGGCAGCAAAGGGCCGGACGCCGGCAAGGGCAAGGACAAGGACGGGGCUUGUGGUCACUCCUGUCUCAACGGCGGCGUGGAAGACAACGAGCUGCUCAAAGAGAUCGAGCCCGUCCUGGACCUGCUGAAGAGCAGCAGUAAGGACAGCGAUGGAGAUGCGCCCUCCAAGGUAGAGACACGGGAUAUAGAAGUCCAGGUGGACUGUUUCAGGGAAGGGGAGAACAACCCCCAGAAAGCUUUGCCGGCUCGGAUGGAGAACGAUCGUGUCCUGGGGGACCUGUGGGGGAAGAGCAACGUCCCCGUGGUCCUGAACAACCCCUACUCCGAAGCAGAGCAGCCGCCGCCAGCUGGGCGCCAAUCCCCGACCAAGAACGGGAGCCCUUCCAAAUGCCCUCGCUUUGUGAAAAUCAAGAACUGGGAGACGGGCUCCGUGCUCCACGACACCCUGCACCUCAAGACUGCCAUGGCCACGGCGUGCACGGAGCAGAUCUGCAUGGGCUCCGUGAUGACCCCCAGCCCCCACAUCCGCAAGUCAGAGGACACCAGGACCAAGGAGGAGGUGCUGCUCCUGGCCAAGGACUUCAUUGACCAGUACUACUCCUCCAUAAAGAGAUCCGGCUCCAAGGCCCACAUGGAGAGGCUGGAGGAGGUGACCAAGGAGAUUGAGGCCACUGACACCUACCAGCUGCGGGACACGGAGCUGAUCUACGGAGCCAAGCACGCCUGGAGGAACGCGGCGCGGUGCGUGGGCAGGAUCCAGUGGUCCAAGCUGCAGGUGUUCGAUGCCCGGGACUGCACCACGGCCCAUGGGAUGUUCAAUUACAUCUGCAACCACAUCAAGUACGCCACCAACAAGGGGAACCUCAGGUCUGCCAUCACCAUCUUCCCGCAGCGCACAGACAGCAAGCACGACUUCCGCAUCUGGAACGCGCAGCUGAUCCGCUAUGCCGGCUACAAGCAGCCCGACGGCACCGUCCUGGGGGACCCCGCCAACGUGGAGCUGACCGAGAUCUGCAUCCAGCAAGGCUGGAAGGCUCCGUACGGGCGCUUCGAUAUCCUGCCCCUGCUCCUCCAGGCCAACGGCAACGACCCUGAGCUCUUUGAAAUCCCACCAGAGCUCGUGCUGGAAGUGCCCAUCCGACACCCCAAGUUUGAGUGGUUUAAGGACCUGGGCCUGAAGUGGUACGGGCUGCCAGCCGUUUCCAACAUGCUCCUGGAGAUCGGGGGCUUGGAGUUCUCCGCCUGCCCCUUCAGUGGCUGGUACAUGGGCACGGAGAUCGGCGUCCGCGACUACUGCGACAACUCCCGCUACAACAUCCUGGAGCAAGUGGCCAAGAAAAUGAACCUGGAUAUGAGGAAAACGUCCUCGCUGUGGAAGGACCAGGCCCUGGUGGAGAUCAACAUCGCUGUGCUCUACAGCUUCCAGAGUGACAAGGUGACCAUCGUGGAUCACCACUCGGCCACCGAGUCCUUCAUCAAGCACAUGGAGAACGAGUACCGGUGCCGGGGGGGCUGUCCCGCCGACUGGGUCUGGAUUGUCCCGCCCAUGUCGGGCAGCAUCACCCCCGUGUUCCACCAGGAGAUGCUCAACUACCGCCUGACGCCCUCCUUUGAGUACCAGCCGGACCCCUGGAACACCCACGUCUGGAAAGGGGUCAAUGGGACACCCACCAAGAAGAGGGCCAUUGGUUUUAAGAAGCUGGCAAAGGCUGUGAAGUUCUCAGCCAAGCUGAUGGGCCAAGCCAUGGCCAAGAGGGUCAAGGCCACCAUCCUGUACGCCACGGAAACGGGGAAGUCCCAGGUCUAUGCAAAAACCCUGUGUGAGAUCUUCAAACACGCCUUUGAUGCCAAGGUGAUGUCCAUGGACGAGUACGACGUGGUGCACCUGGAGCACGAGACCAUGGUCCUGGUGGUCACCAGCACCUUUGGCAACGGGGACCCACCUGAGAAUGGAGAGAAAUUUGGCUGUGCAUUAAUGGAGAUGAAGAAUCCCAACUCCAACCUGGAGGAGAGGAAGAGCUACAAGGUCCGGUUCAACAGCGUCUCCUCCUACUCGGACGCACGGAAAUCCUCCAGUGAUGGCCCUGACUCCAGGGACAACUUCGAGAGCACGGGGCCCCUGGCAAACGUCAGGUUCUCUGUGUUCGGGCUGGGCUCCCGGGCUUACCCCCACUUCUGCGCCUUCGCCCGCGCCGUGGACACGCUCCUGGAGGAGCUGGGGGGAGAGAGGAUCCUCCGCAUGGGAGAAGGGGAUGAGCUCUGUGGCCAGGAGGAAUCCUUCAGGACCUGGGCCAAGAAGGUCUUCAAGGCAGCGUGUGACGUGUUCUGCGUGGGGGACGACGUCAACAUCGAGAAAGCCAACAACUCCCUGAUCAGCAACGACCGCAGCUGGAAGAGGAGCAAGUUCCGCCUGACCUAUGUGGCUGAGGCCCCGGAGCUCACACAAGGACUGUACAGCAUCCACAAAAAACGCGUCUAUGCAGCCCGGCUCCUCACACGCCAGAACCUGCAGAGCCCCAAGUCCAGCCGCCUGACGAUUUUCCUGCGCCUGCACACCAACGGGCACCAGGAGCUGCAGUACCAGCCCGGGGACCACCUGGGCGUCUUCCCGGGCAACCACGAGGACUUGGUCAAUGCCCUCAUAGACAGGCUUGAGGAUGCCCCUCCGACCAACCAGCUGGUGAAGGUGGAGCUGCUGGAGGAGAGGAACACAGCUCUAGGUGUCAUCAGCAACUGGACAGACGAGAACCGUGUCCCACCCUGCACCAUCUUCCAGGCCUUCAAGUACUACCUGGACAUCACCACGCCUCCCACCCCGCUGCUGCUGCAGCAGUUUGCUCUGCUGGCCACCAGUGACAAGGAGAAGAAACGUCUGCAGGUCCUCAGCAAGGGCUUGCAGGAGUACGAGGAGUGGAAGUGGUCCAAGAACCCCACGAUCGUGGAGGUGCUGGAGGAGUUCCCCUCAGUGCAGAUGCCCUCCACGCUGCUGCUCACCCAGCUGCCCCUCCUGCAGCCUCGCUACUACUCCAUCAGCUCGUCCCCAGAGAUGUACCCAGGAGAGGUGCACCUCACCGUGGCUGUGGUGUCCUACCGCACCCGAGAUGGAGAGGGACCAAUCCACCACGGAGUGUGCUCCUCGUGGCUCAGUCGGAUCCAGACGGAUGAAGUGGUGCCCUGCUUUGUACGAGGUGCCCCCGGGUUCCACCUGCCCCAGGACCCCCAGGUGCCCUGCAUCCUCAUCGGCCCCGGCACCGGCAUCGCCCCUUUCCGGAGCUUCUGGCAGCAGCGGCUCUUCGACAUCCAGCACAAAGGGCUGAAGCCGUGUCCCAUGGUGCUGGUGUUUGGCUGCCGGCAGUCCAGGAUCGAUCACAUCUACAAGGAGGAGACGCUCUUUGCCAAAGCCCAGGGUGUCUUCAGAGAGCUGUACACGGCCUAUUCCCGGGAACCCGACAAACCAAAGAAAUACGUGCAGGACGUGUUACAGGAGCAGCUGGCCCAGACCGUGUUCAAAGCACUGAAGGAGCAGGGAGGCCACAUCUACGUCUGCGGGGAUGUCACCAUGGCCGGGGACGUCCUCAAGGCCGUGCAGCUCAUCGUGAGGCAGCAGGGCCAGCUGUCGGCCGAGGAGGCAGGAGCCUUCCUCAGCAAGCUGCGGGAUGACAGCCGGUACCACGAGGAUAUUUUUGGAGUCACCCUGCGCACGUACGAGGUGACAAACCGCCUUAGAUCCGAGUCCAUCGCGUUCAUCGAGGAGAGCAAAAAAGACACGGAUGAGGUUUUCUGCUCCUAACUGGACCCUUCGCCCCCAGGGGAUGCCAAACCAGUCCCAGCACCUGCUGCCCCCCUCCAGCUGGAGGGCACUGGGUUUUGUAUUUCACGGACACGGUGGCUCCUUUCCCAGGGGAACUGCCCAUGGAAAGCGCUCUGUCUCUCGUCCUGUUGUCGUGUCCUGAUGAUGAUGAUGAUGAUGAUGACUUUUAUUUCCUUUCCUUCCUCCUUCUCUUACUCUUGUCCUGUGGCCAUUUCUUUUCACCUCCUUCCCCUUCCCUGGAUUUCCCCACUGGAGUUCGAUGGCUUUAUAACCUGCAGUGGCUCUUUUCAGAAUUCCACACUUCCCCUCCUUCCCAUGAGGGCAUUUUGCAGCUGCAUGAAAUCACCACCUUUGUGAUCAUUUUUGGGAGUUUCUGGGGGUGAGCAGAGGUGGCAGGGGCUGGGCAAUGGCGAGGUCUUGUUGCUUGUCCAGAGCUGGGGGUUGUUCCUGCCAGGCUCCCUCUUUCCCCAGCUCGGGGCUUGGCUGAAUCCUUGUGUUUUCGUGGCUUUUCUCUGGAUUUGGACAAACCUGGGCACAUGCCCAAGGCUGGGGGCAGAUGAUGGGCAAUUCCCUUGAAUUUUAUUCAUCCCCAAGCAGCCUGGGUACAGCUGUGUGGUUUUUGAUCUGAUUUUAUGUGUCACGAUU